UUGGAUUUAAGCAACUUUUAUUUUGAAAAAUGUUAAACUAAAUAAAGUUUGAAGAAAAAAAAGGAGGAGGAGGAGGAGCGGUGGUGUUCUACCCAGAAUUCCCUGCGGUCUCAGUGAAAACAUGGCGUCGAGGGCACCUGUGGCUACGGGCAGGCUUAUGCUUGGCUUCCGCAAGUGGUAUUACAACUUAUGUGGCUUCAACAAGCUUGGGUUAAUGCGGGAUGACACAAUAAAUGAAGAUGCAGAUGUGAAAGAAGCCCUGAGGAGGCUCCCAGAACAGGUUUACAACGACAGGAUGUUCCGAAUCAAGAGGGCCCUCGAUCUCUCAAUGAAGCAGCAGGUUCUCCCGAAAGAGCAAUGGACAAAAUAUGAAGAGGAAAACUAUUACCUGACUCCAUACCUGGAAGAGGUGGUCCGUGAGAGGAAAGAAAAGGAGGAAUGGAUGAAGAAAUGAGACGAUCUUCAGUCACAACAGUUUUUCUGUCCUAAGUCGGUUCACAAUUGUCCCGUGGUGUAAUAUAUGAAAUAAAAUGUAACCUAUGUUGAGAAAAAGCCCAUUAAAAUUGUACAUUUUUAGAGGCCA
Oryzias melastigma (Indian medaka) is the source of this 583-nucleotide messenger RNA. RefSeq names its product cytochrome b-c1 complex subunit 7 (gene uqcrb). Gene Ontology annotation, biological process: mitochondrial electron transport, ubiquinol to cytochrome c. Bases 122 to 454 code for a protein of 110 amino acids. The transcript has 4 exons. The record is from RefSeq and is a predicted model, not a curated record. NCBI's taxonomy places the organism in Eukaryota, Metazoa, Chordata, Actinopteri, Beloniformes, Adrianichthyidae.